AUGGACGCGAUGCCGCCCAAUGAUCGAAAUAUGGAUCCCACGAUCCCUGAGCUGGCUAGGGAAGUUGAGCACGAGUUCAACACCGAUAAUGUUAACUCAUCAGCAUCCUCGGUAAUUUGCACUAACAUCUUCAUACCAUUCCCACGUCUUCCUCUAGAGCUCAGACUCAGAAUCUUACGCCUUAGCAUCUUACCUCGUACCGUCGAAGUCCGCUUCGGCAAGUCUUCUCAGGCUUACGAUUUCGCCGCCGAUGUGCCUCCAAUCCUACAUGUAUGUCGCUGGUCCCGCAUGGAAGGUCUUCAAAUGUACGAAAUUCUCAAAACAAAUACAAUUAUUCCAAAAUACGCUUACUUUCACCCGUUGAUUGACACCCUAUACAUUCGGCUCCCAUUGAAUUGGAACGAUUUCAAUGCCAUACAAGCCAAGACCUUUAUCCAGAACUUCGCCCAAAAAGACAUCAUUCAUUCAAUCGCUAUUCCGAUGCCCUUCAUUGUACUUCAAAGUCUUUUCGACUACGUCAAACUGCGCAAAAUUACAUGGAUUUGCUCAAUAUCAGACGACAGAACAUAUCCACAGGAUUUCGCAUGUCCUCUGUGUGCAUUGGCACCUGACAAUCGAACAAUGCUUCUCAGUAUGGAGGACUACUUUGCCCACGCACAAGCCUACCAUUCUCUUGAUGCUCGCCGGCAUCUCAGACUGGAAGUUGCUAUGUUCAUGAUUGGCCUUCAAAGCAAAACGAUGGAUAGGGAGCAUGAGAAGCUGCAGGCAGGGGAUUAUGAGAGAAGUGCAUGGGGUGGGGAGAUGCCCAUGUUUGAGUACUUAACGAUAUUGGACUGGAAUAUCAGCGAAGAAAAGUUUUAUCUGAAGGAAGAUGCGUGA
Molecule: messenger RNA, 879 nt
Organism: Cadophora gregata
Lineage: Eukaryota; Fungi; Ascomycota; Leotiomycetes; Helotiales; Ploettnerulaceae
Exons: 1
Coding region: 1-879 (292 amino acids)
Source: RefSeq, a predicted model, not a curated record